CAAUCUCGCAGGACUUGUUAGCGUAUCACGUGCCAGAUUCUUAAUGAAGUGGACAUACAGGGGCCCGGUGUGCGCAUGCGCUUGGUGUAAAAUGUAGUUGGAAAUGAGGUGUCCGUCUUGGAGUAGUCGACUUUUAAAAAGCAUCGGCAGCCCGUGAUAUGACGACUUCGCUGGUUCUGCAUCCACGCUGGGCGGACACCUUCAUGUACGUUUAUGAAAAAAGCCCGAAUGAAAACAAUCAGAAUAAAAGCCAAACAAUGGAGGGACUGAGCGGUAAUUGCCCUGCGACCCACUGCAGGGACCUGAUGUCGCACCCCGCGCUGGGACGACAUUCUGGCAGCAUAGCGACCCACCAGGGCUCCGUCUACUCGGAUAUUUCCUCACCAGACACCGGCCGGCAGUGUCCUGCUCCUCAGACAUCCUCGAGUGCAUCUUUGAGUUACGGUUACCCGUUUGGAAACCCAUAUUAUGGCUGUCGGUUAUCUCACUCGCACAACGUGAACUUGCAGCAGAAGCCCUGCUCGUACCACCCGGCAGAGAAAUACGCCGAGCCCAGCACGGCGCUGCCCUCGGAAGAACUGUCCACGAGGGCGAAAGAGUUCGCCUUCUACCCCAGUUUCGCGAGCUCGUAUCAAGCUGUCCCCGGAUAUCUGGACGUGUCGGUGGUGCCCAGUAUCAGCGCCCACCCUGAACCGCGACACGACGCCCUGAUCCCCAUGGAAGGCUACCAGCACUGGGCUCUCUCCAAUGGCUGGGAUGGGCAGGUGUACUGCUCCAAAGAGCAAACGCAGUCCACUCAUCUUUGGAAAUCACCCUUCCCAGACGUCGUGCCAUUGCAGCCUGAGGUCAGCAGUUAUCGUCGCGGGCGUAAAAAGCGAGUCCCUUAUACCAAGAUCCAGCUGAAGGAGCUGGAGAAGGAGUACGCCGCCAGCAAGUUCAUCACCAAAGACAAGAGAAGGCGCAUCUCAGCCGCCACCAAUCUCUCAGAGCGCCAAGUCACUAUCUGGUUCCAAAACCGGCGGGUCAAGGAGAAGAAAUUCGUCAGUAAAUCCAAGAACAAUCACAUGCACACCACUUGAUAAGAUGGGCGACUUUCUUGAAACUACAACUCAUACCUUCCAAAACAAUAUGCCAUGCUUUUACCUCUCACAUUGAAAAAAAAAAAAAAAACGUGAUUGAUGAACAUCUUGGCUGAGUGUUUUUUUUAUUUUUAAUUUAAAUUCCAUCAUCAACUCCAUCGACCAUAAACAAGACCCCCAGUUCUCAGUUUAGAGAUGUUGCUCUAAAAACUGUGAAAAUAAAUAAAAUUUCACUCCACGUUUGUUUUAUAGGAAUGUACAUAUAUAAAUAUAUAAUAUUUAAAAUGAUAUCUGUAUUUCAAAGACAAGUAUUGCGUGUUUUCUUUCCCUGUGUUUCUGAUUUUCAAGCCAAAUCUUAAAAGGACUGAUGACAUUUCCAAGAAUUGCGACGCGGGCAGAUCGAAACAGAUGAGACCGAACUGUAAUCAUUUCAGAAAGACGGUUGCCAUAUGGACAAAAAUUGUUGUGGAGUGGCGACACCUCGAACUUGAGACUUUAAUCCUCUUCCACAGCAGCUGACGGACGAGACUUUCGGCAGAAAGAGUGAUCAACAAAAGAAGAUUCCGCCUGAAUUUCCAAACGGUUUUGUGUGCGGGAUAUGUUCUGUUAAGCCUGGGGUAAAACAUAGGCUGCUAAGUUGUUAAUCUGUAUAGUGCAAUGCCUUCCUUAUUUAAUUCAUAUUAUCUAGUAUGGCGGAUCUGUAAACUGGACUAUCACAAACCUGUAUGUUUUCCUUUAUCAGCAAGGGAUUCUGUCAUGCAACUGGAAUGAUUGUAAACCAUUAAAGUCAGUGAGUAUUACAUAUAAAUGCACAAUCGUUUUAUUUUGUUCUGACAUUAGAAUUGGAGCUGAUCAGACGCCUUGUACGAAUCCUGUAAUUUCUACUUUGGUGCAACUGUAUUGUGGUGUUGAAUUGCGUACUGGUAACGUGUUUCAUAAAUAAAUGAUGAUUAUUAAAAUGCUCAACUAUUCAA
This is a messenger RNA of Cololabis saira (Pacific saury), 2053 nucleotides long. RefSeq names its product homeobox C13a (gene hoxc13a). Gene Ontology annotation, molecular function: RNA polymerase II cis-regulatory region sequence-specific DNA binding; DNA-binding transcription factor activity, RNA polymerase II-specific. The transcript has 2 exons. The record is from RefSeq and is a predicted model, not a curated record. Gene Ontology annotation, biological process: regulation of transcription by RNA polymerase II. The coding region runs from base 159 to 1079 and encodes 306 amino acids. NCBI's taxonomy places the organism in Eukaryota, Metazoa, Chordata, Actinopteri, Beloniformes, Belonidae.